GCUGCAGCUGUCUUAGAGCAACAAUAACAAGCUCUGCCACAUUAACUUAGCACGGCUUUAACGCUCCCUGACAGCGCCAGAUAACACCGAAUCUCGUCAAAAUGUGGCUCUCGGAAUAACUUGGAUCUCUGUUUCCUCGUCGUCCGAGUCGAACACCAGGGUUACCGUCUCCGCCACCGCCGCUCCAGACCCGGAGAGUCGGUCGCAGGGGGAGCAGGGCAGGCAGGGCUGCAUCUGGGUCAGUGGGCCUGUUGGCGGCAGCACCGGUGUUAUCCCCGCGGGCUCACAUUGCGCCUGUCAUUCAUUUUUAUAUAGCCUACAUACCCGCAUAACCCGCGGUAACAUGCAGGGGGACGGGGCAGGACAGGACCAAGACUCAGAACUGUCCUGCCGAAACGGUGCGCAGAACGGCGAGUCGUCCUCCACCGGAGAGGCUCACUCCAACGGGCUGGAGUCGGUGACUAACAAUGGAAACACUGUCAACAACAACAACAACGGAGUGUCAGCACCGCCGGAGUCCAACAACAGCAACAGCACGGUGGACACUAGGAAGAAGAAGCGCCUGUCUCAGUGCGAGGAGGACGUCAUCAGGCUCAUCGGACAGCAUCUCCACGACCUGGGGCUCAAUCAGACGGUGGACCUCCUGAUGCAGGAGUCAGGGUGCAGACUGGAGCACCCCUCCGCCACCAAGUUCCGCAACCAUGUCAUGGAAGGAGAGUGGGACAAGGCUGAGAGUGACCUGAAUGAACUGAAGGCAUUGAUGCAUUCUCCCAGUGCUAUAGUGCGGAUGAAGUUCCUGCUGCUGCAGCAGAAGUACCUGGAGUACCUGGAGGACGGGAAGGUUCUGGAGGCCCUGCAGGUCCUCCGAGCCGAGCUCACUCCUCUCAAGUACAACACGGAGCGGAUCCACGUCCUGAGCGGGUACCUGAUGUGCAGUCAUGCAGAGGACCUGCGAGCCAAAGCAGAGUGGGAGGGCAAAGGCACGGCGUCCCGCACCAAGCUGCUGGACAAGCUGCAGACAUACCUGCCCCCCUCGGUGAUGCUGCCCCCCCGGCGCCUGCAGACCCUCCUGAAGCAGGCGGUGGAGCUGCAGAGGGAGCGCUGCCUGUACCACAACACCAAGCUGGACAGUGGGCUGGACUCUGUGUCCCUGCUGCUGGACCACGCCUGCAGCCGGAAGCAGUUCCCCUGCUACACUCAGCAGAUCCUCACUGAACACUGCAAUGAAGUCUGGUUCUGCAAGUUCUCCAACAACGGCACAAAACUGGCAACUGGGUCAAAAGACACGACGGUCAUAUUGUGGCACGUGGACACGGAAACCCAGCAGCUGAAGUUGAUGAAGACUCUGGAGGGUCACGCUUACGGGGUCUCGUACCUGGCGUGGAGCCCUGAUGAUGCGUAUCUGAUCGCCUGUGGACCUGAUGACUGCUCUGAACUGUGGCUGUGGAACGUUCAGACGGGGGAGUUACGCACCAAGAUGAGUCAGUCUCAUGAGGACAGCCUGACCAGCGUGGCCUGGAACCCCGACGGUAAACGCUUCGUCACCGGGGGCCAGAGGGGCCAGUUUUACCAGUGUGAUUUGGAUGGGAACCUGCUGGACUCCUGGGAAGGGGUCCGGGUUCAGUGCCUGUGGUGUCUGAAUGACGGCCGGACCAUGCUCGCAUCCGACACACACCAACGCAUUCGUGGAUACAACUUUGAGGAUCUGACGGACAGGAACAUAGUGCAGGAGGACCACCCCAUAAUGUCCUUCACUGUUUCCAAAAACGGACGGUUAGCUCUGCUCAAUGUCGCAACUCAGGGAGUGCACCUAUGGGACCUGCAGGACCGGGUGCUGGUGAGGAAGUACCAAGGCGUGACCCAGGGCUUCUACACCAUCCACUCCGGCUUCGGAGGGCACAAUGAAGACUUCAUCGCUAGUGGCAGCGAAGAUCACAAAGUUUACAUCUGGCACCGGCGCAGCGAGCUGCCCAUCGCUGAGCUGACGGGGCACACCCGCACCGUCAACUGUGUGAGCUGGAACCCUGUCCUGCCCGGGCUGCUGGCCAGCGCCUCUGACGACGGGACCGUCCGCAUCUGGGGCCCCGCCCCCUUCCUGGACGUCCAGGAGGCAGACGGCCUCAAUGAUUGUAGCAGCAUGGACAGCUGAUGGUGUGCGCUGAGCCUGAGGAGCAUUGAGACUCUGAACUCUUUGAACUGAUGAAGCAGGAAGUGCUCCCGUCGUCAGGCAGCAGCUUCCUGGAGACGGCCCGCGGUGCUGCAUGUCAGGAUGUCACCACACAGAGAUGUCAGAGCAGGCACAUCAUCCAGAGCAGAGCCGGACACAUGAAGCUCUGACCUCGACCUCGACCUCCUCCUCCUCCUCCUCCUCCUCCUCCUCCUCCUCCUCCUCCUCCUCCUCCUCCUCCUCCUCCUCUCCCUCUCCACCACCCAGGACCACCAACCUGCUCUUAUUUAUUAUCAACUACAUUAUUUAUUCAUGAGUAGUUUACUGACUUGUGCUAGGCUGUGACAUAGCGGCGCCUUGUGGACGGUGUGUUUUAGGUUUGUUUUCUAUGAGCUGCUCACACUAAGCAGCAGAACCCCUUCCCCUCCUCACCUGCAGAACCUAUUUAGAGAUUUGAACCAUCCAAACAUUUGAUGGAUGCACCCACUUGAAGAGAAUCUUAAUAUCCUUGUCUUUUCUUUCAUGCAAUGUAUAUUUUACACGUUUCUUUCUGCUCAUAGCCAGAGGGAGUAGUUUGAUGAGCAUGUUUCAUACGUCCUGCUUUAUCUCUUCAAUCCGCUGUGUCGAUGCCUUCUGAGAGUAAGCAGCAGCUAAUGUGUGGAAACCUGUAGAGUUCAAGGGAUCUUCUGUCAACACAGAGGAUCUCUGUAGUUUCCCUCAUGCCAUCAGUGGAUUUGUAUCUUUAUUUUCCCUUCAGUAUUUACUCUUUGAUUCAUCUUUUCCUGCUUACAAACAGCAUAUGCAUUUCACUUGGUUUGGUUUAGUUACAUGUUCUGAGUUUAAUGGUGUUUGUUUGGAUUUACUACAAAUGGAGAUAUAAUGUUUAAAGAGACACUCUGAUUUAUUGCUUUACCUUCAACAUCACGGCUCAGUGUGAAGUGUUUUAGAGAUGAGGCUGGUGUUAUAAUAUUUUAUAUUGUUAAAAAAUCGAAUGCAGAAACCAUCAAUGUGUGUGUUCAAGGUGAUGAAGAAUACGUUACCCAGUGCAACUCUGAUACAGAAGGAAUAAUACAUAUCAGGCGUUGAUACACACACAAAACUUCCUAGAAGAUACAGUUAUUAUUUUUGGUCUCUACAUUAGAUUGAAUUAUGCUAAAAAUAAAAAAUAAAUUGCCAGCCUUCUCCUUUUAUUUGAACACACCCCAGUGAGCUGACACACACAGUAACACUGAUGGAUCUGUAACAAAACACGUUUGUACACAAUUGUAAAAUAUGAAGUGUAAAAGAGCAAUUUUGCCUACUAUGAUAUUCUAUGAUGUGCUGUAUAUUUAUUUGUUAUGGCAUGUAUUAUGCGGCUGUGUAGAGUGGCAGGAUGUCGGGUGUGUUCAGAGUUCCCAUGCGGUUUUCUUUUACUGUCAAAUUCAGAAAGCUUUCAGAGCUUCACACCAAAUUUUCCUGACUGAAAUUCACAAACUGUGAAGCCAAACAUACAUUUUGGAUAUUUAAAAUGGAUCAUUUCGUGACAUUUUUUCCAAACCGCUUCAACAGUAUAUUAUUUUUUUUAGGCUUUGAAGUGGAUAAGUGCAAGAGCGUGGGAACCCUGUUCAUCAUCAGCAGCGCCUCCAUCACAGAACACACACGCUAGAGGAACACAACAAUAGAUGUCUGACUCACACAAACUUGAUCUACUCAGAGACGUGGUGUUCUAGUGACUUUCUUUGUUUAUCGGAGUAUUUCUGGCUUCUCGCUGUAAGAAGCCACAGUAGGAACUUAGUUUGCUUGCAGGCAGUUUCUGCCAGAAAACCAUUUUACGUUUUAAAUGUGUUUCUACAAAAAAAGUGAUUGUACUGUUCUGUAUUGUAUGUAGAAGAAGUGUUAUGUAUGCAUAUUUUAAAUAAAGAAUUCAGGGUUUUAAAAUGUAA
Trematomus bernacchii (emerald rockcod) is the source of this 4089-nucleotide messenger RNA. RefSeq names its product WD repeat domain 26a (gene wdr26a). Gene Ontology annotation, biological process: proteasome-mediated ubiquitin-dependent protein catabolic process. Gene Ontology annotation, cellular component: GID complex. The record is from RefSeq and is a predicted model, not a curated record. The transcript is spliced from 14 exons. NCBI's taxonomy places the organism in Eukaryota, Metazoa, Chordata, Actinopteri, Perciformes, Nototheniidae. Gene Ontology annotation, molecular function: protein binding. The coding region runs from base 344 to 2149 and encodes 601 amino acids.